AUGCUUGGAGCAGGCGCAUUUCCCCCUGAUACGAGCUCUCGAACGGUCUCAAUUUCUGGCAGCAUGUCUUUGCCGAGUCCUGGCUCAUUUGCAACAAUUACAUGCUUACGAAGCGCUGGCUGGCAACGCUUUCAAUUACUUUUCGACGUUCCUCCCGGAUACCACGGUAACGACGUUCCCUACACGUGCUUCAACAACGAGACCAGCUGGGCCGGCAGCCCAUUGAACGCGUCCUUCGCGCAUACGCUGCAGGCUUACCUUGCCAACUUCGUCAAGACAGGAAGCCCAAACGGUAUCGGUCUGACUGAUGUGCCCCUAUAUGGUGCUGAAAAGACUGUUUUGUCUCUCUACAACAGGACGCAAGCUGUAGAUACGACUGCUAGUGAAUGAUGUGAUUGGUGGCAGACGGCGUUGCACAGAUGGAUUGAUGUUGUUCAGCAAUCACCUAUCCAGAGGGCAAAAAACGACUUUUAGCAAAAGUAGAUGCUGUAUAUGAUGAAGUGCUUGAAUACAUUGUAGCUUGUUAGAUGAUGAUAGACAGAAC
Colletotrichum navitas is the source of this 544-nucleotide messenger RNA. RefSeq lists its product as uncharacterized. The transcript has 2 exons. The coding region runs from base 1 to 390 and encodes 129 amino acids. Lineage: Eukaryota; Fungi; Ascomycota; Sordariomycetes; Glomerellales; Glomerellaceae. The record is from RefSeq and is a predicted model, not a curated record.